Messenger RNA from Capsicum annuum, 1208 nucleotides. Its product is annotated as vacuolar protein sorting-associated protein 24 homolog 1. NCBI's taxonomy places the organism in Eukaryota, Viridiplantae, Streptophyta, Magnoliopsida, Solanales, Solanaceae. The record is from RefSeq and is a predicted model, not a curated record. The transcript has 6 exons. The coding region runs from base 341 to 1003 and encodes 220 amino acids. Gene Ontology annotation, biological process: protein transport; late endosome to vacuole transport; endosome transport via multivesicular body sorting pathway. Gene Ontology annotation, cellular component: multivesicular body; ESCRT III complex.
UUUUUGAAAAAUUCUUUUAUUUUAGUAAAAAAAAGGUAAAAAUAAUAGUGUUUUAACCAUGAAAAUUUCAAAUACAAUUUGAAAUUAUAUUUGAAAAAGUGAAAACAAGAAAAAUUUAUUCUCAAAAUUUCCAAAACAAUUUUAAUUUAUAUAUAUUCAUAUCCAAACACGAUUCCAAUUCCUGCUGUAUUUUCAACUCCAAAAAAUUAUAUUUUCAUGACCAAAUAUGACCAUGAAAAUUUGUUUUUUUGAAAAAUUGAGUUGUUUUCAUUCUUUUUUUAACUCCAUUUUUACUAUGACUUGAUAAAAAAGCAUUUUGAAUGUAUUGAAUUGAAGAAAAAUGGAGAAAGUAAUGAAUGUAUUGAAGCCGAAACCGAAUCCUCAACAACUAUUGAGGGAUUGGCAACGCAGGCUCCGACAAGAAUGUCGGAAUAUUGAACGUCAAAUACGAGAUAUAAAAAGAGAGGAGACGAAAGUACAGAAAGCAAUUAAAGAAGCAGCUAAAAGAAAUGAUAUGGGUUCUGCCAAGUCGCUUGCUAAAGAGAUUGUGAGAUCUCAAAGAACUGUGAACCGAUUAUACGAGAACAAGGCGCAGUUGAAUUCAAUAUCCAUGCACCUUGGAGAAAGUGUCGCCAUUGCUCGCACAGUGGGACAUUUGUCUAAGAGUGCUGAAGUCAUGAAGCUCGUCAAUAAUCUUAUGAAGGCUCCUGAAGUGGCAAUUACAAUGCAGGAGUUUAGUAAAGAAAUGACCAAGGCUGGUGUCAUGGAAGAAAUGGUAAAUGAUGCAGUAGACAGUGCCCUGGAUUCAGAAGACAUGGAAGAGGAGAUUGAAGAAGAAGUUGACAAGGUCUUGACUACAAUUGCUGGUGAGACUACUGCACAACUUCCUCAAGCAGUCCGAAAGGAGAAGUUAAAGCAACCAGCACAGGCAGUGGAGGAUGCAGAGGACGACGAGGAGGAUUUAGAAGAACUAAGGGCACGUCUUGCUAAAGUUAGAUCCUAACUGAUUUUUAAAUUGACUUGCACUGCCACUAAGGCUUCAAUGUAAAAUAUGUUAGCGUGUGAAACUCAAACCUCUUAUAUGGUCUGCCGAGCUGCAUCUUCUAUCUGGAAGAGAGGAUAGUAGAGUACCUUCUGUAUCUUAGAAUCGAUACUCGUGACAUCUUGUAUUGAUUAUCAAUGUGAGUUCUAAUCUUUUUCUCUUUGCC